AUGGCGUUUUCUCAUAUGCAUCCGGCCCAUGUCAUUAGAGAUCCCUUCCCCCUUGAUUGGCGCCCCGGUAACUUAUCAUACCCACUCCGCUCUAUACACGCCCCUCAUAGCCCAGGUAAUUAUGGUUUUCUUUGCGGUGUCUACUUUUCGAUUUCCUUUUACCUGAUCCACCACGAUCUCUCCGACAAGGCAUUUCUGUUCCUUAUCUACAACUUCCCUCGGCCUUUCCAGAACAUCAACCACCCAAGCGAAUCCAGCAGCGAGGCGACAUAUGCUUUGUCCAAGAAGGUGAGGUGGAUCAUGCACCUCCAGCUUCGACACUCGGUACUUACACCUCUCAGGAUCGAAUCAAACGUCAACCCGGAGAAUCGAGAGGAGAUCUGUUCUGGACCACUUGACAGCGAGAUGGAACAAGGUGCGGGCGUUAUUGAGCCGCUGGCCGAGGGCGAAUGGCAGAGCGGAGAGGACACAGCCACCUCGGAUUAUGACCCAAGCAUAGCCGAGUCGCGAUAUGGCUCUCUUACAUCCAGCGUGAAUGACCACGUCUGGGAAUAUGGAAGGCGGUAUCAUACGUUUCGCGAAGGAAGAUACCCGAUACCCAACGAUGACCUCGAGUACAACCGCGAAUACAUGCGGCAUGCCAUGCUCAAGGAGAUACUGGAAGGAAAACUAUUUAUUGCGCCGAUCGGAACUCGUCCCCAAAAGAUUGCUGAUCUGGGGACCGGAUUUGGCGAUUGGGCCAUCGAGAUGGGAGAGAUUUAUCCUAGCGCCAAAGUAGUAGGCGUUGACUUGUCUCCAAUUCAACCUGUCUGGAUUCCGCCAAAUGUCGAGUUUGUGGUAGACGAUAUCGAAGACGAAUGGGUACAAGACUCGGACUUUGACUUUAUCCAUUUGCGCUGGGUCAGUAUAACGCUCAAAGACAACGAAACGCUAUUCCGGAGAAUAUUUGAGAACCUUAAGCCUGGCGGCUGGGUUGAGUCCGUAGAAGUGAAGCCGCACGUUUUCAGCGAUGAUGACACGGUUAAACCUGAUCACGCGCUGUUAAGAUUUUAUGAUCUUACGCGCGACGUGCUCUCAACCAGAUACGGAUUCCAGGUUGAAAUCGCCCAGCGCAUCUCCGAGUUGAUGCACCGAAUAGGUUUCAUUAACGUGCGGGAAAUCGUCAUGAAGGUACCGGUGGGUGAGUGGCCCAGGGACCAGCAUCAGCGCAUCAUAGGCCGGCUCAUGAAGGAGGUAAGCAUGGAUCUAUGUGUUGCCAUGUCGGCAAGGCCCUUUAUCGAAAACGGAAUGGAGGAGAAGGAGAGAGAGGAACUCCAAAGCAGUGUGAAGGCUGUGUUGAACGACCGGCGCGUCCAUGCGCAAUUGCCGGUAUACUUCAUAGUAGGCCAGAAGCCGCCAUUGAGCGCGCAUCCGAGUACAACGAGUUUCGGCAGUAGUCAGCAGACAUAG
This is a messenger RNA of Neurospora hispaniola, 1449 nucleotides long. RefSeq names its product S-adenosyl-L-methionine-dependent methyltransferase. The coding region runs from base 1 to 1449 and encodes 482 amino acids. NCBI's taxonomy places the organism in Eukaryota, Fungi, Ascomycota, Sordariomycetes, Sordariales, Sordariaceae. The record is from RefSeq and is a predicted model, not a curated record. The transcript has 5 exons.